GUCUGGGCAUGUACGGUCAGCAUGCAAACUAACUGAGUUAAGAGUGUUCAGAGUAACACCUGAUAUCGUUUACACAAGGUAUGUGUCCGCACAGUCAACUGUACACAUUCCACGUGUCACACUGGGCUGGCUACACAGUCAUGCGUUGCACCCAGGCUAACAGGACAAUUAUACUUUGUUACUUAUUGAUUUAGAUGUUCAUUCACGGAAAAUCAUAUAUAUAUAUGUGCCUACAGUUGUCAAGUUGAUUACUCCAAUAUGUUUUUAUUAUGUUGCUGGACAGUGUCAUUCUCAUAAUGUGGAGUUUUUACUGAAGAGGUAGACUUUGUAACUGGCAGUCAUGAAUUUUCAAAAAAAUGGAUAUACUGCAUUUGUACGAGGGCACCGGCGCACCCCCAGUGACAUUGAGUUUAAAGAGCUGACACGUCGUGAUGCCCAGACAGCUAUGAACAAAGAGCUCCAGAAGCUCAUAGCAACAGCCCCGCCUGGUUUACAACAGCAAACCCGAACGGAAUUUGACAAUUUUGAAAAACUUUUUAACCGCUUUCUCGUAGAGUCCGGACCAUCAGUAACAUGGGAUAAGAUUCGACUUCUGCCAGAAGAAAGCGUUCGUCGCUAUGGUAGCCUGCCACCACCCGAUACAAAAAAGAUACAGUCACUUCUCAAUCAGCUCGUUGUCAUCAAGCUGAAUGGAGGUCUUGGGACAAGUAUGGGGUGCACCGGACCGAAAAGCGCCAUCUCUGUACGGAAUGAGCUCACAUUUCUGGAUUUGACAGUCCAGCAAAUAGAGCAUUUGAACAAGAUGUAUCAGACAGAUAUUCCGCUGGUUCUCAUGAACUCAUUCAACACAGAUGAUGACACUCAGAAGAUCCUACGGAAGUACGGCCAGGUUAAAGUGAGCAUCUUCACCUUCAACCAGAGUAGGUAUCCGAGACUAAACCGGGAGUCCUUGCUGCCUAUACCUCAAAGCUUCGGACCCGAGAGUGCUGAAGGGUGGUAUCCACCAGGUCACGGAGACGUGUAUCCCAGUUUCUACAACUCGGGUCUUUUAGAUGAAUUCAUAAAAGCUGGCAAAAAAUAUGUGUUUAUCUCAAAUAUUGAUAACCUCGGCGCAAAUGUUGAUCUCAAUAUAUUGAACUUUUUACUGAACCCUGAAAACGGGCCUGCUCCUGAGUUUGUGAUGGAGGUGACGGACAAGACAAGAGCUGAUGUUAAGGGUGGUACGCUCGUUGAAAUUGAUGGGAAGCUGAGACUGUUAGAAAUUGCCCAGGUUCCAAAGGAACAUGUAGACGAAUUCAAGAGUAUUAAUAAAUUCAAAAUUUUUAACACAAACAAUUUGUGGAUGAAUCUAGAAGCAAUGAAAAGAGUCGUAGAAGACCAAACUCUGCAUAUGGAAAUUAUUGUCAAUCCAAAGACGCUGGACAAUGGCACAAACAUCCUGCAACUGGAAACAGCUGUCGGUGCUGCUAUAAAGAGUUUUGAAGGUGCUUUAGGAAUCAAUGUGCCAAGAAGCCGAUUUUUACCCGUGAAGACGUCAUCUGAUCUCCUGAUUAGCAUGAGCAACCUGUAUCACUUGAAGACUGGUACACUGGAAAUGAGUCCAAAACGCUCCUUUCCGUCCGUCCCUCUUGUUAAGCUGGGCACACACUUCAACAAGGUGAAAGAUUUCCUAGCUCGGUUUUCAAGUAUCCCAGAUCUUCUUGAACUGGAUCAUUUGACUGUCUCUGGGGAUGUUACGUUCGGCAAAAAUGUCAGUUUGAAGGGUACUGUUAUCAUCAUUGCCAACCAUGGAGAAAGGAUUGAUAUUCCAACUGGUGCCAUCCUAGAGAAUAAGAUUGUGUCUGGAAACUUGAGAAUACUUGACCAUUAAAGCAACGAGUUGUGUAGACAUUGUGUUCUUUUAAUGCAUGCUGUACAAGAACAAAAACAAUGCCCUGAAAUGUGAAUCCGCCAAGACGUUUAUCAUUGUAAGCUUUGCCGACUAUAGCCUGUAAAGUGAACUGUAAUCACAGCUUUGUGUUGUGUUUAUCAUUGUAAGCUUUGCCGACUAUAGCCUGUAAAGUGAACUGUAAUCACAGCUUUGUGUUGUGUUUAUCAUUGUAAGCUUUGCCGACUAUAGCCUGUAAAGUGAACUGUAAUCAAAGCUUUGUGUUGUGUUUAUCAUUGUAAGCUUUGCCGACUAUAGCCUGUAAAGUGAACUGUAAUCACAGCUUUGUGUUGUGUUUAUCAUUGUAAGCUUUGCCGACUAUAGCCUGUAAAGUGAACUGUAAUCAAAGCUUUGUGUUGUGUUUAUCAUUGUAAGCUUUGCCGACUAUAGCCUGUAAAGUGAACUGUAAUCACAGCUUUGUGUUGUGUUUAUCAUUGUAAGCUUUGCCGACUAUAGCCUGUAAAGUGAACUGUAAUCACAGCUUUGUGUUGUGUUUAUCAUUGUAAGCUUUGCCGACUAUAGCCUGUAAAGUGAACUGUAAUCAAAGCUUUGUGUUGUGUUUAUCAUUGUAAGCUUUGCCGACUAUAGCCUGUAAAGUGAACUGUAAUCACAGCUUUGUGUUGUGUUUAUCAUUGUAAGCUUUGCCGACUAUAGCCUGUAAAGUGAACUGUAAUCACAGCUUUGUGUUGUGUUUAUCAUUGUAAGCUUUGCCGACUAUAGCCUGUAAAGUGAACUGUAAUCACAGCUUUGUGUUGUGUUUAUCAUUGUAAGCUUUGCCGACUAUAGCCUGUAAAGUGAACUGUAAUCAAAGCUUUGUGUUGUGUUUAUCAUUGUAAGCUUUGCCGACUAUAGCCUGUAAAGUGAACUGUAAUCACAGCUUUGUGUUGUGUUUAUCAUUGUAAGCUUUGCCGACUAUAGCCUGUAAAGUGAACUGUAAUCACAGCUUUGUGUUGUGUUUAUCAUUGUAAGCUUUGCCGACUAUAGCCUGUAAAGUGAACUGUAAUCAAAGCUUUGUGUUGUGUUUAUCAUUGUAAGCUUUGCCGACUAUAGCCUGUAAAGUGAACUGUAAUCACAGCUUUGUGUUGUGUUUAUCAUUGUAAGCUUUGCCGACUAUAGCCUGUAAAGUGAACUGUAAUCACAGCUUUGUGUUGUGUUUAUCAUUGUAAGCUUUGCCGACUAUAGCCUGUAAAGUGAACUGUAAUCAAAGCUUUGUGUUGUGUUUAUCAUUGUAAGCUUUGCCGACUAUAGCCUGUAAAGUGAACUGUAAUCACAGCUUUGUGUUGUGUUUAUCAUUGUAAGCUUUGCCGACUAUAGCCUGUAAAGUGAACUGUAAUCAAAGCUUUGUGUUGUGUUUAUCAUUGUAAGCUUUGCCGACUAUAGCCUGUAAAGUGAACUGUAAUCACAGCUUCGUGUUGUGUUUAUCAUUGUAAGCUUUGCCGACUAUAGCCUGUAAAGUGAACUGUAAUCAAAGCUUUGUGUUGUGUUUAUCAUUGUAAGCUUUGCCGACUAUAGCCUGUAAAGUGAACUGUAAUCAAAGCUUUGUGUUGUGUUUAUCAUCAUAGACAGUUAGCAGCUUUCCUUCUUUCAACAAACUACGAUGCAACUGGGGACUUAAAAACUACAUGUAAAAAAAAAAUAUGAAGACAUUUUUGUACUUUUUUUCUGAAAAGCGAUUGAAUCAACAUAGAUGAUAAGCAUGAGAACCUUCUAACAAAGGUCUGCUCCAAUGUAUUAACUUACCAGUCGACAAUUUGACAAGUGCAUGCAUCCAUUAAAAGGCUCAAGCACACUUGUCACGGGUGUCUCUUCUGCGAUCUCAGAACGAUUUGACCAAGAUCUGACGGUGAUAUAUUUGGGCUGCAUGCAAUAGCCCAGUUAAGACAUUGCUGACUUUGUAAGUGUAGACCAGAGCCCGUUCUUAUAAAACUUUUAGAAGUCCAGACUCAAGUCUUGAAUAACUUCUUGAAAUUUUAAACGUAAUGGCAAAUUGCAUGCAUGUGACCUCAUUAAAGAUUCGAGUCUAGACUGUUAAGUUCUAUGAGCACGGGUCGAGAGUGUUGCACUGUUGGUGAAACCUGUUCACAUUAGUCUGUGUUCUUACCCUGUAACUUAGAGUCUGUUAUUCUAACUUGUAGAAUUUGAGACAAUGUGGUUCAUUUCACAAGAGGAGCUUGGUAAAUGAAGGGUUUUAAAUAUGCCUGAUGGGUCAUCUAGUGUAAAAAUACAAAACAGAUUGUCAUACUGUGAAGGGUUUUAAAUAUGUUUGAUGGGUCAUCUAGCGUAAAAAGACAAAACAAAUUGGCAUACUGUGAAGGGUUUUAAAUAUGCUUGAUGGGUCAUCUAGUGUAACAAGACAAAACAGAUUGGUAUACUGUGAAGGGUUUUAAAUAUGCUUGAUGGGUCAUCUAGUGUAACAAGACAAAACAGAUUGGCAUACUGUGAAGGGUUUUAAAUAUGCUUGAUGGGUCAUCUAGUGUAAAAAAAAAAAAAAAAGAUUGUCAUACUGUGAAAUCUUUUAUUUUCUUGGGCUUACAUUUUUAUGUUUUUCCGAAAAACAAACCUUACAUUUCGUUGCGUACUUAGUUAUAUUCGUGGAUCGAAAAGGUUGUAUCAUAAAUUUGUAUUAUAUAUGAAUACUUGUGUUAUAUUUGUUGUUAUGUGUUCUUAAAUUUGAUGACUGCACUAGUCGAUGAAUUACACAGGGAAAAAUUAGACCACCAUGGUCAAAAGUGAUUUCACAAUAUAGUAGGUUAUUAUAAACUGGGUCUUCUUUUGUGUGUAUCUUCCUUCCUCAUUCAAGUGUUUGUUGUUGGGUGUAUUCACAUGCACAUGUAUUUUCUUGGUUGUUUUUCAUCUGGGUGGGUUUAAUAUAAAUAUAGUUUAUUUAAAAAAAAAUUAAAAUCCAUGUGAAUUUUGUUCAAUAGUUGUAAUAUCAGUUUACAAUAUGGAUCUAUAAGACUACAGUAUUGAACACUGUUGUUUAUAAUUUAAAUUUAAAAAAGUCUUGUGGGAUUGAAAAUCAUUCAUUAAAAUAACUGGAUGGAGUUUUGGUUACUAAUGGUAAUAUUAAUUGCUAGCAACAUGCUUUUAUUGAUGCAUUCUUGUAAAUAUGCAUAUCUUCAUAAUGAAGAAUACUUUCAGAAAGAGGUAAAUUUUAUUUAACAAUUCAUUGAUAUCGAACACGUUUGACAUCAUUCUUUACCAUGAUCAGCCUGAUAUCAGAUAAAGAAAUAUUUAAUAAACACUCAUUGUCCGUUUCUGAACACUAAA
This is a messenger RNA of Gigantopelta aegis, 5197 nucleotides long. Its product is annotated as UTP--glucose-1-phosphate uridylyltransferase-like. The record is from RefSeq and is a predicted model, not a curated record. Gene Ontology annotation, biological process: UDP-alpha-D-glucose metabolic process; glycogen metabolic process. The coding region runs from base 341 to 1870 and encodes 509 amino acids. The transcript has 15 exons. Gene Ontology annotation, cellular component: cytoplasm. Gene Ontology annotation, molecular function: UTP:glucose-1-phosphate uridylyltransferase activity. NCBI's taxonomy places the organism in Eukaryota, Metazoa, Mollusca, Gastropoda, Neomphalida, Peltospiridae.